UUUAUUGUGAGUGAAGUGAUUUAGUAUAUCAUCAACGUGUUGAUAAUAACAGUGCUCAAUGUAACCAUAAAAAUGGAAUGCGCUAAUUUAAAAGAGUCCAACGGAAUAUUUAGAACCCAGAAUUAAAUACGUUCUCCUGCUACAGAAUAAAUCUAAAUGCUGUGUCGCGUACUGGUUUGUUUGAACUGUAUUAAAUUUUGUUUAAAAUAUUAAAUGCUUUAACAUUUUAUUCUGACAUCAUUUUAAGACUAAAUCGUUUGUGAGAAAUAUGAUGUGAAACACAAAGUGGACAUCAGAAAAGAAAAAACAAAUCUACAACAUCUGGAAAUAACAAUUAAUGUUCAGCUAUAAUGGAUUACAUCAUGCAUUCAAGAACAACGGAUUAUCGGAAUGAUUAUUGUUUUCCACCAAUAAUCUUCGAGUGCAAAUCGAAACCUACAACUGAAUGAGUUUUCUUCCUGUUGGACUGCCUGCCUCCUUGGGCACAAACAAGACAGCUGAAUUCGUAUUCGUCUACUGGACCGUUUUAACGAUAUAUUAAUCGGACUAAAGAUAUAAACUACUGGACGGUGUGUAUUCAUAGGGAAUCGAUACACUAUUAGUAUUCUUGGGAUAUUUCGGUAUGACUUACAACGAGGACUAAAGGAACAAAAUCAAUAUCACAUUUGACCGCAUCUCGAAGUGGAGAACUAUUCGUUUUGAUUCCGGAUUUAAUAGAGUCUUACAGUACAACGGAUUACCGGAAUGAUUAUUGUUUUCCACCAAUAAUCUUCGAGUGCCUAAUCUAAACAUACAACUAAAUGAGUGUUUUUCCUGUUGGACUGCCUGCCUCCUCGGGCAUAAAGAAGACAGCUAAAUGUGUAUUCGUGUACUGGACCGUUUGAAUAUAUAUAGAUAUAUUAAUUGGAUUAGAGAUAUAAACUACUGGACGGUGUGUAUUCAUACGGAAUCGAUAUACUAUUAGUGUUCUUGUGAUAUUUCGGUAUGACAUACAACGAGGACUAAAGGAACAAAAUCAAUAUCACAUUUGACCGCAUCUCGAAGUGGAGAACUAUUCGUUUUGAUUCCGGAUUCAAUAGAAUCUUACAGAAGUCAGCACAAAUAUAGAGUGUAGAAGGAAAACAACUGACGUCGGCAUAACUUGGAUAUUAAUGUUUGAGGUUUGAUGGCCCUGAUUCUGCCUUCAAUUCACGUAGCCGCUGACUCGAGACAAAAUGUCGUUUUCGGACAAUGAAUACCGGGAACAAAUAAUGCUCAGAAAACUGUGCCUUUUACAACAACAGAACAUUUCACUUGUCGAAGAUGGAGAAGGCAUGUACUGUAACAGCAGUUGGGAUAACGUGUCCUGUUGGCCUCGGACGCCGGCUGGAAGUCACGCCUCCAUCCCCUGUCCCUCCUAUCUUGUUGGCAUUAACGAAGCAAACAACGCUACGAAAUACUGUAAUAGCAACGGGACAUGGGCGUCAAAAGCAAUCUACGAUUUAUGUAUUCCGGAGGAAGAACCUUUGCCAAUGGACCAAGAGGUCAAUCACCUGAUGGCCAUCCGUGUGAUAUACAACGUGGGUUUCAGUGUUUCUACCCUCGCCUUGGUUGUGGCUCUUUACAUAUUCUUGUACUUCAGAAGCCUGCGUUGCCUUAGAAACUCAAUUCACUGUCACCUGAUAGUGACGUUUAUCGUGAAGAACAUCCUAUGGAUAAUCAUGCGACAUGUACUGACCUACUUGCAACAACCAGCACACGCGUGGGUAUGUAAGACAUUGAUUAGCCUUUUCAACUUUGCGACGGCGACCAACUUCUUCUGGAUGUUUGUUGAGGGGCUUUACCUGCACGUAAUAAUCGUGUGGACGUUCUCUGCAGAUAAAAUAAGACUAUCGUAUCUUCUCCUCAUCGGGUGGGGAAUGCCUGCAUUGAAUAUUGUUGCCUGGGUAAUUGUUAAGUCAAGACUGGAAGAAAAAGGCGAAAACUGCUGGUUGCCGAACGCUGAAGGCUCUACACAUUAUGAUUUUGUGUUCAUUGGACCAAUUCUAUUUGUAUUAUGUCUCAACAUUGUAUUCUUGUCAACAAUUGUGUGGGUGUUGAUAACAAAAUUGAGAGCUUCACAUACAUUAGAGAUUCGACAAUACAGGAAAGCAGUUAAGGCCACGAUUAUAUUGUUUCCUCUUCUGGGUAUCACCUACGUGUUGUUCAUUAUUUCACCUAGCGAUCAUCCACAAGUGAAACUCGUCUUCAACAUCAUAAAUGCUGUAUUACAGUCCUUUCAGGGAUUGCUCGUUGCAGUAUUUUAUUGCUUCUUAAAUGGUGAGGUAAAGGGAGUUUUGAAGAAGCGAAUUUCCCGUUUUAACGACGCUAGAACAUUGAGUACGAAAUUCACGCGUGCAUCUUACGGCGGGUGGACCAGAAACAGCGAAUAUGGGCACACAUCAGUAUCGCAUGCCGGAAACGGAUCUGUUGUCGAUCCAGUUAGAAGUACUGCAGUGAAAAGCUUCCCACCAGAAAGUAUACCACUAACGGACACUAAUGUGGACUCUGAUCAAAUUGAGUGUUUAUGAGUUCAUUGUUUAGGAAUUGUUGAGAUAUUUGUAAUUGCGUAUUGCCUUUGCAACCUUCGGAUAUAUAUUUGGGUGUUAUAUUAAGAUAAUAUCUGUCGUGUUGUGAUGGUGUAUGCAUGGGAAAAACUGUAGUGUACGGGAUUUUAAUGAUUCUAACACCAAAUGUUAUUGAUUAUUUAUCAACUUAAAUGCAAUAUAUAUACUUAUAGCCUACAUCAUGGACUAUGAUCACAACACAUAUUGUUAGCAUUCGGUGUCGUCUUAACAAUUAACAGCAGGCUGAUUAUGAAUUGUGUGGAUGCAUUCAUUUCUUCUUGAUACUUCUUGCGUGUGCAAGAUGGACUCGAGAAACGACGUGAUUGAUUUAGAAAAUAAUUUGUAAAUUGUCAUGUAAAUAUGUUUAGUUGCAUAUUGUUGAUCAAUUAAGUAGAUGUACUUUGCAGUCAUACUAUGUUGUCCUUGCUAUCAUCUUUGUACUCGUUUGUCCCUACUCGAACGGCUUAGUCUUAUCAAAUAAAAAGGGUGUUUUACUUAAAUGAUUUGAGCAUUCGGUUUGCCAAUAAACGGAAAUAGGUCAGGUUAGAAAAUCCGUUUAAAUACACAUUGAAAUAAGAAUUCAUUUAAAGCACGCCAUCUAAAAAGAAUACAAUAUCGACCAAUGAAACUUCAUUUUAGAAAAACAAACACUUUUGAAACCUGCUAUUAAGUUUCACUUUGUACUUUACAUUCCCUUUAAG
Molecule: messenger RNA, 3286 nt
Organism: Mya arenaria
Lineage: Eukaryota; Metazoa; Mollusca; Bivalvia; Myida; Myidae
Product: corticotropin-releasing factor receptor 2-like
Exons: 16
Coding region: 1215-2549 (444 amino acids)
Biological process (GO): adenylate cyclase-modulating G protein-coupled receptor signaling pathway; cell surface receptor signaling pathway
Cellular component (GO): plasma membrane
Molecular function (GO): G protein-coupled peptide receptor activity; peptide hormone binding
Source: RefSeq, a predicted model, not a curated record